Lodderomyces jiufengensis is the source of this 690-nucleotide messenger RNA. RefSeq lists its product as uncharacterized. Bases 1 to 690 code for a protein of 229 amino acids. NCBI's taxonomy places the organism in Eukaryota, Fungi, Ascomycota, Pichiomycetes, Serinales, Debaryomycetaceae. Gene Ontology annotation, cellular component: endoplasmic reticulum; endoplasmic reticulum membrane. The transcript has a single exon. Gene Ontology annotation, biological process: 'de novo' protein folding; budding cell apical bud growth. The record is from RefSeq and is a predicted model, not a curated record.
AUGAUCACUUCAAUAAUUAUAAACAUUGCACUAACAAUAAUAUUUUUUGCAACCACUUCAAUUUCAAGAAACCCACCAAUACAAUACCCAAAUAUCCACGGUCUCUGGCAAACCCAAUCCCGCUCAGUAAUCACUGGUCCUAAAUUCUUCAACCCAAUAGAUGAAAUUCUAUACGAACCAACUCAACCAGGUAUAUCUUAUUCAUUCAACCUAAAGACAAUGUCAUAUGAAACUUCACAAUAUCUAGUUUAUUCAAAUCCAGUAAAUCAUACUUGCCCCAAAGCUAAACUUAUAUGGCAUCAUGGACAUUUCCAAUUUGAUUCAAUUAAAGCACCACGACAAAAUGAAAUAGGUCAUUAUAAAAUUAUCUUAACGUCAAUAAAAGAUGAUGGAAGACAAUUAACUAGUGAUCCAUGUCAUUCUUCCUUUUCAGAGUAUCAACGAUACACUACAAAAAAAGAAAUUUGGAAAUUAAAUUUAGAAUGGGAUUCUUAUUUUAAAAACUGGAAAUUAAUAUUAUAUAAUGAUCAAUCUUUGGAAUUACAAAAUGUUAAUUUAAAUGAUGAAUUUGGAUUUUAUGAAUUUGGAAUUAGAAAAAUUACAAUGUGGUUAGGUUCAAAUGAAUGUAGUGAAAUGAUGCCUUCUGUUCAAGUUACUUCUAAAAAAAAGACUUAUAUUGAUGUUGUUUAA